Bombus pyrosoma is the source of this 916-nucleotide messenger RNA. Its product is annotated as probable phospholipid hydroperoxide glutathione peroxidase. The transcript is spliced from 3 exons. The coding region runs from base 187 to 798 and encodes 203 amino acids. The record is from RefSeq and is a predicted model, not a curated record. Gene Ontology annotation, biological process: response to oxidative stress. Gene Ontology annotation, molecular function: glutathione peroxidase activity. Lineage: Eukaryota; Metazoa; Arthropoda; Insecta; Hymenoptera; Apidae.
UAUUCAAGAACAGAACUGGACAGACGUCAGUGUGUUUGUGUGUUUCAAGUUCGAGUUUCUUAAGAAUUCUAGACUUUAGACAAAGGAAAGAUCGGCGCAUUUGUGUUCAAAGCGUUGAAGAGUACGGACACUUCUAUCGAACAAUAGUGAUAAGUCUGGAUACAGGAUAACAACAUUUGAUUAAAAAUGCAGAAAUUGGUAUUUUUAACAGCUCUAUGCUUUUACGGAGUGAUAGCACAGAAUUGCGAAGACAAUAAAGAAGAACAAUGUAGUGCUACAACUUCAGCUUCUUUUAAUCAAGACAAAGAUUGGGAAUCAGCUACUUCCAUUUAUGACUUUCAUGCUACAGAUAUACAUGGAAAGGAAGUUAUGCUGAAUAAAUAUCGUGGGCAUGUUUGUAUAAUUGUUAAUGUUGCUAGCAACUGUGGAUUUACAGAUACACAUUAUAAAGAACUAGUACAAUUGUAUGAAAAAUACAGUAAGGUGGAAGGUUUAAGGAUUCUAGCAUUCCCAUCGAAUCAAUUUGGUGGCCAAGAACCAGGCAAUUCCAUAGAAAUCUUAAAUUUUGUCAAAAAAUAUAACGUUACUUUUGAUCUGUUUCAAAAGAUUGAUGUUAAUGGAGAUAAUGCGCAUCCAUUAUGGAAAUGGUUGAAGACACAGGCAGGUGGAUUCAUAACUGAUAGCAUCAAAUGGAACUUUACUAAAUUCAUCAUUAACAAAGAAGGACAAGUUGUUGCCAGACAUGCACCAACUACCAGUCCUCUUGAAAUGGAAUCAGAAUUGAAGAAGUAUUUCUAAGUUCCCUUAUACUAUUGCUUUCUUAAUUCAGUUUUAAUUAUCAGCAAUAGUUUUGUCGUAUAUUAUGUUUUUGACAUCCUUUGCAUUAUCGAUAGAAAUAAAAAUUGUUCCUAUACAA